GAACCGCCAGUCGGGCUAACCAGAGCUACGGCAGUCAGGUUGGUAGACCUACUGUACUGGAGUCCACCGAAGACCUGAAACCGCUCCGCAAGACCUAGAAGCAAGUGCAAAGAAAUCAAUUGGUUUACCAUGGUUCAUGAAAACAUAUUGGAUAUUGAAUUUAAGCCUCAUUUAUUAAUAGCUCCGCUACAGUAUGCGUUGGAAAUGAGUCGACCAGGUGGCCAAUAUCUACAUUAUGCCUAUAGUUACCUAAAAGACUACCGGAUUAGAUAUUAAAUCUCUUACUUGAGACACGUAUGUGGGAUUUAUUAUCAACCACUUUCGACCAAAAUAAAAGUAAAUGUUAAAGUUAGACGAUCAUAUGACUCAUGAGCUGAAAGACACAUUCCUGGAUGUUUCUUCACCAGAGAUCUCUGUUGAGAAGCAAAAUGCUGCUGCCAGCCAUUCCCGUCAAAAUCUAGCUGGCGGGAAAGGAGUCUUUGCCAAUUUCUUUGAAGAAAUGGCUGAGCCACUUACCUUUCAGUCUUCAUUAACAGAUGAUGGAGCUCAUGCUUGUGCUCUAGGAACAGAUUAUAGACUGUCACCACAGAUAUGUGAUGGGGAGACUAAUUUGUCCCCAUGUAUUCAUGACGGAAUAAGUCCUAUGCAAGCUUUCUAUGGUGAUAAUCCUGAUGACGAUCUGGAGAUUCUCGAACGAUAUCGUAUGUUUGUCAAUCAAAUGCUGAUGCCAAGUUAUAUGAGGAUACAGCGUUUCAGUUGGAUCGUUCAACGAAUGAUGAUACACUAAAAUGUGGUUCACUGUCCCGUGUUGUUACUGAAUACAAUCCAACUGAUUUGAGCAGUCAAUUAUGUAUUUCAUAUAUACACAGAAGUAAACCACCAAAAAUCCUAGCCAAUCGUUUUCUACUUGGUUCUACAAUUGGACGAGGAAGUUAUGGAAAGGUGAAGGAUGCUAUCGACCUGUACACACUUCGACGACAUGCUGUAAAAAUUAUCAGUAAGUUAGGUGUUCGUAAAAUUCCUGGAGGUUGGAAUCAAGCUUUACAUGAAGUCAGCUUUAUGAGACGAUUAUCUGCAUGUCGACAUGUUGUCUCACUUGUUACAGUAUUACGCUUACAAAAUCCGGAUCGAUUAUGCUUAGUAAUGGAGCAUUGUCUAGGCUCUGUACACGAUUUACAAGCUGCUGGUGUACCAUCACAAACAGCUUUAAGCUCAGAAAAUGAAUAUGAUAGAAGAGAAGACAAUUUUGUUAAACCAUCACAAUUGUCAUAUUUUAAAGGGAAACAUGAAAUACAAGCUGGAUGUGAAGACACUUCAAAACCAGCAGUCACCAGUAAAAGUUCUCCGUUGAAAUUUAAUAAAAUUCGUCGAUUUCACACUCGAUUACCUAUGAUAUCUACACAAGUUAACCAAGAGGAAGAUAUAAAAAUUUCAAAGUUAAAAAGUCGUAAAGUCUCCACUAUUGAACAUUCUUCACAUCGUAAUGAAAAAAAUCCAUCUUCACCAUCACAACAACAACAGUUUCGUCGACUUCCUGAAGCUCAAGCACAUGCUUAUUUUUUACAGUUAAUAGAUGGACUACAUUUCUUACAUCGUAAUGGUGUAAUACAUCGUGAUAUUAAACCAGCGAAUCUUUUGCUUACACCAGCACCAGGUUGUGGUUUAAGUGAAUUUGGUAGCCCUAAUGGUACUAUGGAUUUACCAGAUCAUAAUUGGUUGUGUAGUAACGGUGGUCAAUCAUCGUUUUGUGGACGUCCAUUAGCCGAUUUAUUGGCUGCUUCACGUGGUUGGUUAGUGAAAUUAGCUGAUUUCGGUGUAUCAGCAUCUGUAUCAGCGUUUAGUUCAAAUGAUAUGGUUAGUGGUGGUCAAACAACACCAGCUGUACAACCUCCAGAGGUAGCUAAAGGUGUACAAUCGAUAUUUGAUGGAACUAAGUUGGAUGUAUACAGUGCUGGUGUGACAUUAUACUUUAUGCUUACUGGUCGUGUACCAUUUUCAUGUCAAAAUGUACUACAAAUAUUCGAAGCAAUUGUUAAAGGUGAUUACACAAUACCUGGUCAUGUAUCAGCGAAUGCCAGUGAUUUGAUCAGAAAAAUGAUGCAUAAAGAUCCUAAGAAACGCUUAACUCUAUUACAAAUUCGUCAACAAACCUGGUGUAUACAAGAUCCAUCACCACCGAUAUCAGUGGAGAAAAUCAAGAUGAAACUAUACAAUAACUUAUCAUCUCAGUCAAAUGAUACUGUGUCUAGACAAACAUGUACUAUGAAACGACGUGGUACAAUCUGUUGGCUUGAUCCAUUAAUUUACUUGCGUAGAUCUAAUGCAGAAUAUCCACCACCGCAUAUAGAUGAUACAGGAGCUAGGAUAUUCAGUAUCGAAGAAGUAUUCAAUGAUCCAACAAUAAUUCUAAAACAUGAAAAUCCUACAGAUCAAGAGAUAUCUUCUAAACCUGUCAAUGAUGAUGUUGUUGAGAAUCUUGAGGAUGCUAUUGCACCAUUUUCAGUAAUUGAUCGUUUAAAGGUAUAUCAUGAUGUGGAUGACUAUGAUGAUUAUUCAAGACUGGAAGAUAUGUCAAGUUUCUACCACUCACCUGAAGCAUGUUUACAAUAUUCAGGUCUUGAAUCGCAUCUAGCUAAUUUAGGUAUCGUUUCAUGUAUUGAGUCGGAACCAGUUUCAAAGCUACAGUCUGCAUAUAAUGCUCCUGGGACUUCUGUACACAACGACAGUUUGAAUUACUUAUCUCCAGGUAAAAUGUUUCAUCCAAGCAAUAGUCAUCCAUGCUGUACAUGUGAUCAGUAUAUAAGUCAACAACCCGUAAAUAGUAAAAUUAACCAACAUUUGAGUCAGGAUGUUUCUCUUCUUCCAGCGUAUGAAGCUGCGCAUCCAACUAUCCAAGGAAUACCAACACCAGCUAACUUGAAUAAUCUACCAGAACCACCAGUCUGCCCAGCAGAUUUGCCGAUAUCUUUACCAACUUCUUCUUUCAAAUUGCCUACAUUUACAAUGGAUUCAUCCACUGCUUUUCGUAGUGGUAGUCUUCCGGAUCCUGUUGAUUUGAUCCCAUCCAAUUUAGAUAUAUGUCAAAGAAUGCAAAAUAGUGUCAUUGAAUCAUUGAAUCAAAAAACUUGGCAUUCUGGAUCUAGACUAAAACACCAACAGAAUCUUAUCAACUUUAAUGGUAAUCAACAACUUGAAACAAUGUCUAAAGAUGUUGAUCAAAUAUCAAGUGAUUUCGAUACAGAUGGUACUGCAUCAUUUUUUCUUCAAGAUAAUUUUUCACCUACUACCACUACUAUUAUUCAUACAUCUAGAAAGAAAAAAAGUAAGCAACUUAUGAAAACUGUUAUGAAUAGUCAGCCUAGUGGUGGUGGUGGUGUUCAAAGACUUACUCGAUGGUUUUCAAAUCCAUUCAAUGUUUUUCGUAAUCGAAUAAAAAGUCUUAGAAAUAAAGAUUUAUCUAUUAGUAAUCAUCCUUUGCCUACAUCAUCUAUUCAUCAACAUCGAACUGUGAAUAGUGCAUCAGAAUUAGCUUCAGUAAUUGAAAAAUAUCCUAUUGAAGAGGUGAUUCAAUCAACUGAUAGUUUGCCAAUAGCAAAUUGUGUUCCAAAACCCACUUCACGAAUAUUCUCCAGCAAGAAAUUUAGCUUUAAAAAGUAAUCACAAUGUCUAUUCAUCUUCAUUCAACUUUAGUAUGGUUUAAUGUGUGAUAUUAUUUUUCUUUUUUUUGAAAAAUCCUAUCUGUUUUGUCAUUUCGAAUCCACUUAAGGAUUAUCUGAUGAAAGCAAAAAUAAUCAAGCAGUACAACUUAUCUGUUCCCAAGUAUGUGCGUAUGUGUGCGUGUGCAUUGAUAUAAUGUUGCAUUCCUUAACAUCUUCAAUACAGACCUUAUUUUCUUGUUCUUACCAAUUUAUUAGUUAAAAGUUAAAAUCCCGCUUGUACAAUUCACCAGUUAGAUUUAUUCAUAUUAUCAUUAUAAUCUCAAUAUUAUAAAAUUUUGCCUUACUAGUUAAUUUAUUUGUUUAUUUUUCAUUGGAAAUUAGUUUGUUUUUUUCAAUGACCUAUCACUUUAUCCUUCUGGUUAUCCUUCAGUGUGUGUGUGUGUGUGUGCACGCCUAAAUGAGAGUGAAUUGAUUGCCUCAUUAUUUGUGCACAAUGACCAUUGUAAAUAUGUACAUCACAAACCUAUACAUAGUAUGUGACUAAAACAUUUCAUUGACUUGAUUGUACAACAAUUUUAGCCUUGUUGUUUUGCUGAUUUCCAAAAAUCUUUUCUUUUCUCCUUUGUUCAAUAUCUUUUUUUGCCCUAAUAUGAAAUGAGAUUGUUUCAUGUAAUCAAUUCAUUACGACUCUCUUAUCGUGAUUAUUAUUAUUAUUAUUGUUAUUUCUUCAUUAUCCUCUACAAGUUAUGCUUCUACUGGUAAGUGUAUUGAAUUUGAAAAGAGCGCCUGUAUACUACAUUAGUGCAUCUCUUAAAUACACAAAUAUUUUUAUACGCACCCUAUACUACUUUGUAUUUAU
Molecule: messenger RNA, 4518 nt
Organism: Heterobilharzia americana
Lineage: Eukaryota; Metazoa; Platyhelminthes; Trematoda; Strigeidida; Schistosomatidae
Source: the annotation of a GenBank genome assembly